AUGUAUUUUUUAACUCUAAUGAUUCUAACAAUAUUGUCGCAAAUUGAACUUCUGUUUGGAGCAGCAAACGCUGAUGGACCAUGUCAAACUGGUGCAAUUGGGGAACUUUGUGAGAAUGAAGAGAAGAAUGAAGGAUGCAAUUUAGUAUUUCCUGAUGCACCAGUUGUGAAUAACAACAAAGUAUCAGAUAAUUGCCCGCUUUAUCCGCUUUUGGCUGAGAAAUGUCGAAAGAGAUGCUUAAGCUGUUGUCUACAACCCGAAUAUGCUUGUUCGGAUAAUCCAGCUGUACUUCCAUUUACAUGCGUAGAAGCGAAGAAUAAAAAUCUAUGCAAAACAACGAAUCCAGCAAUGAAAGCGUUGAUUGAAAAAGGCUGUCCACAGACUUGUGGAUUAUGUGCUACUAAUAAUUGCACUGAUAUGGAUCCGCUAUAUUGUUCAACGAAUUAUGUUAAGUGCGAUGACGCAAAUACUAAAGCAUUUAUGGCAGAAUAUUGCAAAAAAACUUGUAGGACGUGCGGUUAG
Molecule: messenger RNA, 522 nt
Organism: Dracunculus medinensis (Guinea worm)
Lineage: Eukaryota; Metazoa; Nematoda; Chromadorea; Rhabditida; Dracunculidae
Source: the annotation of a GenBank genome assembly